ACACUGGUGUCAAGCUGCUUUUUGCAAUGGGAGGAGGAAUGACAAACCCAGUGCACAGCUGCAAAAGGAAAUAAUGAUGGGAAUGUUCUCCGGCUAGGAAGGCUAAGCUGAACCGGAGCUCGUCUGCGGCAACCCCAACUGGUCCAUCAUGCAUUUCAACAUUCAUAUGCCACGUUUCAGAGUGAGACAUGUCAACUGUUCAGGUUGAAGUCUCUGAAGGGAUUGCGACGAUCACUUUUAACAACCCCAAGACGCUCAAUGCGAUCACUACGGAUGAUUACAAUGCAUUUGGCGAAGCGUUGAGAGCCAUCGACAAACGUGACGACGUAGUCGCAACUGUAUGGCAAGCCACUGGUAGAUGGUUCUGUGCUGGAACGAAUGUCUCCACAUCAGGUUCGCUAGUGUCCAUGCGUGAAACCUUCCUUCAAAGGGUGGCCAGGUCCAAUACGGAUGUCACACGAGGAUUAUAUACCCACAGCAAGGUGCUUAUUGCAGCUCUUAAUGGUCCCGUAAUGGGUAUCGCUGCUGCGUUCCUGGGUCAAUUUGAUUUCAUCUAUGCAUUACCGAACGCAUGGCUUUCAGUGCCGUUUACGUUCAUCGGAAUCAUUACUGAAGGCGGCUCCAGUGUCAGUUUCGCAAGGAGAAUGGGUGUAGCUAGAGCGAACGAAGCUCUGAUUUUCGGGAAGAAACUCGACUCGAAGACUCUUCUGGAAUGUGGCUUUCUGAACAAAAUAUUCCCGGAGCAGUCUGUGGAAUCGUUCCAUGCUGCAGUUCGGGCCCACUUACUUUCAGAACUCGAAGGACUGGACUGGACUGCCAUCCUACAUGUCAAACAACUGCUGAAAAUCGCUCAGGCUGCACAGAAUGAUCCGGACGCCACUAACCUGAGAGAGAGUUAUGCCCAGGCUGAGAGGUUGGCAACGAGUGUACCUGCUGAGCGGUUUGGCAAACUUGCUCGGAAGGAAAUCAAACACAAGUUGUAGCCGACUGACUUCAGCCUACUGUAUUUUUACUAUGCAUACCAGUUUGCAAUCGUAACGAGGUGUAAAUGGAUGAGUCCCGGAUCGCGAAAUUUUCAUUAUUGCAAACGGACGCCGAGAAUCGAGAUAGACAAAAUGGUUUUGCUCGCUUGGAUAAGGAUUGUCUCUGUAGAUGCCUCUACGCGUGGAAAAUCGUCGAUCCAAUUCUUCAUAUACU
This is a messenger RNA of Somion occarium, 1197 nucleotides long. The record is from the annotation of a GenBank genome assembly. NCBI's taxonomy places the organism in Eukaryota, Fungi, Basidiomycota, Agaricomycetes, Polyporales, Cerrenaceae.